AGGUGACGUCAUAUACAAUUUGUUUUAUUUCCGCUGAAAAUAUAUAGUACUAAAAAGCUUUAAAUUCCAUUUAUCCGGAAGUACCUUUUGGACCUGGCCGUCCAAUCAGCUUCGCUUUUCUGGCGGUUUUCGUUUAAAUUUUUGAAGGGAGAUUGGGGUGUAGACAGCGGAGCGGUGUCCCUUUGUGUAACUUGGGUUUAUUCUGCUCAGUUUUAAGCAGAUUUGCAGCUUUAAAGCUUCGCCAUGGCUGAGGGGGAAGCCGAGUGGGAGCUGUGCAAAGAGAAUAUUCAGCCACUGAGGCGUGGCCGAGCCAUUUCAGCCCUGCACCAAGCAUUGAGCCAGCAGGACGGCGCGGGAUACGCUGCCAUUCAGCAACAGAAACAGGCUUUUGAGUCUGAGCUCCGAUUGUACAGUGGAGAUGACCCACUUGAUGUCUGGGACAGGUACAUCAAAUGGACUCAGCAGACAUACCCUCAGGGAGGAAAGGAGAGUAAUCUUUCUGUGCUGUUGGAGAGGGCAGUCAAACGCUUUGUGGAUGAGACCCAGUACCACAAUGAUUCUCGCUACGUCAACCUCUGGAUCAAAUUUGCCGAGAGCAGCACUGAGCCCCUGGACAUGUACAAUUACAUGCACGGGCAGGGUAUCGGUGUCCAGCAGGCAGCCUUGUACAUUGCCUGGUCUGAGGAGUUGGAGACACACGGGGACUCUAAGAAGGCGGACAGCGUCUACCAGGAGGGCUUUAAGUGCGGGGCUGAACCUGCCGAUAAGCUCCAUCAGUACCACAAAGCGUUCCAGGCACGUGUGUCACGGCAGGUGAUGAAGGACAUGCUGGAUGGUGGGGAGCAGGAGCCUGACAGCCCUGAGCCAGCACAGCCUCAGAGGUCCUCCCUGGUAGACCUGAAGCCCAGGGGGAAGAAGACAGCCAUCGCUCCCAUCGUGCGGACUGGGGCCGCCGUUAGCCAUCGUUCACGUGGCCUGAAUCUCCAGCUACCUACAGCCCCUCAUAAUGGCCACAAUUCUCGAUUCCUGGUGUUUGACGAAAAGCAGGCGUCUGCAGCCGCCGCGGCCGAGCCCUCCGAACCCAGGCCGGAACGCUGGAUGGCCCCCCCCAGCUCCAGGGCGAAAGAGAAUGAGAUGAUGCCUGAAAAAUGGACCGAUGUGAAGAUGCCACAGAAGUCCAGGGCAGGCCACAGUGUUGUGGCCCCACCCAGCAAACCAAACUUCCAGCCUUACGUGGAAGAGUGUGAUCAGCCCCCUGUUGUGACACCACAUAAGAUUAACCCCACGGUGAACACAGUGCUGUCUGUGCGGAAGCCCUCCAAGGAGGAGACCCCCCUGGAGCGUCUGCAGGAGCCCCAGCAGGCGGAGGGCGACAAAAAGGAGCAGAGCAUGUACUGCAAGGAGCUGCUGUUCAGUGGCGUCACAGAGUUCUGCUUUGAGGAGCUACGGGCGGAGCGCUACUACAAGAGAGCGGCCCAGGAGCUGGAAGAAAAAGAGAAAAAAUUGAAAGAGGUUAAGGAGGACCUGAAGCGGCAAAUUGAAGAGAAGCGGAACGUUCUCCAAGACAGGUGUCCACAGGCAGGUGCUGGCCAGCAGGGCCGACUGGAGGCCGGUGAAUCAUCUCAGCCAGUGGACUGUCUGCCUGGAUGCGCUGUGUCACGGAGGCAGGGUUCUGACCCAGGGUUUAAAAUUUAUGAAGAAUGCGAGGCCAGCUCUUCUGCAAGGGUCAACCAGCCUGUGGAAAAUGAGGACCCUCGUUUAGCUGACAAAGGCAGCGCCCUGGUCCUGCCUUUCACCAUAUUUGAUGAGAGCACCACUGGUGAAAAAACACAAGAAGUGACAUCUAAGGCUGUUGGAUGUAGACCAUCUGUAUGUAGGCCGCUGACUGCCGUACUGAAACCACUGGCAGAAGCACCUGCCACCCGACUGGAAAGUGAUGGCUUGGAAGGAAUCGAGUCCCUGACCGACGAUGCCAUUGUCAGUAGCUACAAAAACAAAACCCUGUGCCCCAGCCCAGACGACACCUGCGACUUUGCGAGGGCUGCUCACCUAGCGUCCACACCUUUCGGCGGCUCGGGUUCAGGCCUCGGCGCCUCUGCAAGCUCGGCCGACGGCCUCCCGGAUCUGUCCACAUUCAGUGUCGACCCCGUGGUGUCGGCACCAACCCCUGCAGUGCAACAGGCGGAUUAUGAGGUGGUUCUGAGGGGGGAACGGCUCAGUCCCAUUGAAGAGGCCAGCCUGGAAGAUGGCCACUAUUCAGUGUCUUCAGCUUUUUCCGGCUCCUCUCUGGGUGGUAUGUCUGGUAUGAAGGCCAUGCACUCAUCCAGCGGGAUGGAGGCUUGCCCUCCCCAGUUUCCCAGCAUCCCUGAGGAAACUGCACAGAAUGUGGAGAAGGACAACCCUUGCAGUAUGAGCUCCCGGAGACGGGUGCUGAGCAAGGUGGACCUCGAUUCCUUUCCUAACUUCUACAGGAAUGUGAGAUCUUUGCCAGAGGUGAUGGAGGAUGAUGCACUGUUCAUAGGUGAAGAGUCCAUCAUGAUCCUCUCCCAGAUAGUCAGCGGUGAAAAUGGCGUGGUCCAUUUUGGGCAAACCAAAAGCAGAGAGAGUGUCGUCGUCAAGGUGGAUUUUGAAACUGUACCCUGGGACUUCUAUGUUGCUGCUCAGCUGAGGAGCCGCCUGGGUCCCAAAUCCCAGAAGUACUUUGGCUACCGAAGCAGCUGCUUCUUCUACAUGGAUGGCUGCAUAACUCUCAGCUGGGGGCGCUGUUUGAGCCCUCUGCAGGACUUCCUGGAGAGAUCCCCCUUCCUACAGGUGGCUGUGUCUCUCACGAAACAGCUGUUGGAGAUGAUGGAGCAAAUGCACUCCUGCCGCUUGGUGCACGGGAACAUCCGGCCUGACACUGUUCUCCUGCGAUGCAGGGAGUCUGGAGGUGAUGCAGACAGCGUCCUACAAAUGCUGGACUUCUCUUCCUGCGUGGACCUGGACCAGCAGCCUGAGGUGAUGUCUGCUGGAGACCUUCCUUCUGCCCAGGCCUUCAUAAGACAAGGCUUGCUGUCAACAUCCUCCAGCCCUUACCAGGUUGACCUUAUUGGAAUCGCAGAAACGGUGUACAUGUUAGUGAAAAAACAAACAAUGAAUGUCGUGAGAGAAGAUUCUGAAUGGAAGCCCACUGAUGACUUUACUGGAACUCUACAUGGUCAUGUUUGGCAAGAAUUCUUCCAGAAAAUUCUGAAUCCAGGCAAUCAGUCCACAGUGUCCAUUCUGUCUGACCUCCAGCAUCUUGUUGAGAGGAUUUUCCUCUGUGGCACUGAGAAUAACCUCAUGAUAACUGAAUAUUUUUAACACUGCUAAUGUCACAGGUAGCUUUUGUAAAAAAAUUAGUAAAAUAGGUUAAUCGUA
Molecule: messenger RNA, 3399 nt
Organism: Paramormyrops kingsleyae
Lineage: Eukaryota; Metazoa; Chordata; Actinopteri; Osteoglossiformes; Mormyridae
Gene: bub1bb
Product: BUB1 mitotic checkpoint serine/threonine kinase Bb
Biological process (GO): protein phosphorylation; meiotic sister chromatid cohesion, centromeric; mitotic spindle assembly checkpoint signaling
Cellular component (GO): nucleus
Molecular function (GO): protein kinase activity; ATP binding
Source: RefSeq, a predicted model, not a curated record